Messenger RNA from Cornus florida, 2775 nucleotides. RefSeq names its product RNA-binding KH domain-containing protein RCF3. Gene Ontology annotation, molecular function: mRNA binding. The transcript is spliced from 8 exons. The record is from RefSeq and is a predicted model, not a curated record. NCBI's taxonomy places the organism in Eukaryota, Viridiplantae, Streptophyta, Magnoliopsida, Cornales, Cornaceae. Gene Ontology annotation, cellular component: cytoplasm; nucleus. The coding region runs from base 358 to 2373 and encodes 671 amino acids. Gene Ontology annotation, biological process: regulation of gene expression.
AUAGAGGAAGAGAGAGAGAGUGAGUUUCUAGAGAGAUAAAAUAGUACAGUAAUCAUACAUACAUAUACACUGAAGUGGUACACAUUACAAGAGCUCUCUCUCUACCUAUGACACUGCUGAGCUCACUUUUCUUCAUCUCUAGGGUUUGAACUUUGAACUUUUCUCUUUAGGUUUUUCUCGAGACACAGUCGGCACAAAGAAAAACUCAGAACUACAUCACAACAUCAGAACCACUACCAAAGAAACCCUAACUCAACUCUGGAGAAACUAGUACCCAGAUUUCAGUACAUUGGUGCGUCUAAUCUGAAUCUGUAGAACAAAUCUGAGACCGGAAAAAUCCCUGAUUUGAACACUGAGAUGGACAGAUCAAGAUCUAAGAGGUACUACUACGACCAAGACUACGAUUCCGAAACCCUACCCAGGAACAAACAACGCUACAACAGUCACGGCAGCCAUCACUACACUGCCAACAACCACCACCGCCGUUCCGCCGCCGGAGGCGGCGGCGGCGGCGGCGGAGGUCGUAAGGUCCAGGAUCCCUCGCUUAUGGUCACUACGAGUUACCGGAUUCUGUGCCAUGACAUUAAGGCCGGUGGUGUGAUUGGGAAGUCUGGAAGCAUAAUUAGGGCUAUUAGGCAACACACUGGGGCUUGGAUCAAUGUGCAUGAGUUGGUACCUGGAGAUGAGGAGAGAAUCAUAGAGAUAUCGGACACGCGGAGGCGGGACCCCGAGGGGCGAAUGCCGUCCUUCUCGCCGGCGCAGGAGGCCCUGUUUCUGAUACAUGAGAGGAUACUUGAGGGAGAUGCUGGUGGAUAUAAUCUUGGGUAUGGAGCUGGUGAUGAUGAUGACGAUUACGGGCCACGGGGUGGAGGAAACCGGGUCGUGACGAGGCUUGUGGUGUCAAGGAUGCAUGUGGGGUGUUUGCUAGGGAAAGGGGGGAAAAUAAUUGAGCAAAUGAGAUUUGAGACUAAGACACAGAUUAGGGUUCUUCCUAGAGAUCACAGUCUGCCUAGGUGUGUUGCAAUGUCGGAGGAAAUUGUGCAGGUUCUAGGUGAUGCAAAUAAUGUGAAGAAUGCUGUAGCAAUCAUUUCCUCACGACUGAGGGAGAGCCAGCAUCGUGAUCGUACUCAUUUUCAUGGUCGACUACAUUCACCUGAGCGGUUCUUUCCUUCUGAUGAUGAUUAUAUCCCUCACAUGAACAAUACACCACGCAGAACAUCCAUGGAUGGGGCUCCUUUUGAAUCCCGAUUAUCUGACAGCAUGGCCGGUGCCAGAAGCAAUAACUAUGCCUCACGGCCAUCUGGCUAUACGAUGGAAUAUGGGUCUGCUGCUGUGGCUGACAAUGCACAGCUGUAUUCUUUUGAGGACCUUGUUUUUCGAAUACUUUGCCCAAUUGACAAGGUGGACUGUGUUUUUGGAGAGUCUGAUGGGAUUAUAGAAUUGCUUCAAAAUGAAAUUGGUGUGGAUGUUAAGGUUACUGAUCCAGUGGCUGGGUCAGAUGAGCAGAUAAUUAUCAUUUCAUCCGAGGAGGGUCCUGACGAUGAGCUAUUUCCAGCUCAAGAAGCUUUGUUGCAUAUCCAAACUCGAAUUGUUGAUCUUGCUCCGGAAAAGGAAAAUAUUAUUACCACUCGCUUACUUGUUCCAUCUGGUGAGAUUGGAUGUUUGGAGGGAAGAGAUGGAUCAUUAUCUGAGAUGAAGAAAUUAACUGGUGCAAACAUACAGAUCCUGCCUAGGGAAGAACUCCCUGUAUUUGUUUCAGAGACAGAUGAGAUUGUACAGAUCGUAGGGGAGAUAAAAGCUGCCCGAGAGGCUCUUCUUGAAGUGACAUCAAGACUACGUAGUUACCUAUAUCGAGAGUUCUUUCAAAAAGAUAUGCCUCCACCUAUAUCUGCACCCAGUCCUGUGGGAAGUGCAUUAGCGCUGGAGGCAGUUUCUGCCAAUAUCGUGACUCCUGUUCGCGAAGGUUAUGCUGGAAGUGACCUUCCUGCUGCAACUUUUCAAAAUGUGCCUACUCUUGGAGCAGCACAGCCCGCAAGGGACUCUGGAGGAUCUGGCAGUGAAACAGUUAAGCAGACUGAAGGUGAGCGUCGUGAAGAGGUGCCGAGUACGUUGAACAGAUUCCCUGUGCCGCUUGUCACUAGGAGUAUACUGGAAGUGAUCAUACCACAGCAAGCAGUCCCCAAGCUCAUAACAAAAUCAAAGAACAAGCUUGCUCAGAUCAGUGAGUUGUCAGGAGCUAAUGUCAAACUGAUUGAAGAUAGACCAGAAGUAACAGAGAACAUCAUUCAAAUAUCGGGUACUCCAGAGCAGGCUGAGAGAGCCCAGAGCUUGCUUCAGGGAUUUAUUUUAAGCACCCAAGAAGAUGGACCUUGAAGUGAUGCGGGAAAGUAGACGCGCGUGUGAGGCUAAUUAAAGCUGCUUGAAUGAGGAGAGUGCCUUGCAGUUUUUAUCUAGUCUUACUUCUUGGAUGCAACUCCUAUAGAAAGGGUAUCCUUCUCCAUAUCUAGUCUCAGAAAGGUAUGUAUGUUGUUUCUUGAAUUGUCGGCAGUUCUACAAGGAAGAAUGUACAAAGGGAAACUGGGGAAUACUGUAAAUUUUACUUUGAUGAUUUGUUAUUGUCUUAUGUUUUGCAAUGUAGCAAUUUUCCUGCAUGAAUGAGGUAACGGAGUUGAGGACUUAACUAGUGUGCUAUAUUCAGGCAGUUGCCUAUUAUAUACCGUUGUGCUUCGGGUUGAUGCCUAAAUUUGAGUUAUAAAUUUCUCAUUUCACGGUGCA